AAUAUUGAAGUUAUAUAGAAAAAAUGAAUCUGAUUCAGCCUAUAGUUUAUUUCUGAGUUUUAUUAUUUUUCAAUUUUCAUACUUCUUCUUUGGUUUUAUUUGUUUUGAAUGUUUGAUAAACUAUAAUCAAAAUAAUAUUUCUUAUAUUAAAUUAAAUAAUGUAUAGAACUAAACUAGAGACCAUAUUAUAAUUUUUAAUAUUUUUUUCUGUUUUUCAUGUAAUACAAUAUAAUAUAAUAAUAUAUGGUUUCAUUCUUCAAAUUAUUAUUAUUUAAUAUUUUCAUAUACUUUAUUACAUAUUAACAAUGGAACCAUCUGUUAGUGGACCAUCAUUUGAAGAAAUUCAAAUUCCUGUGCCAUUUGGUUUUGUAAGUGGUAAAUGGUGGGGGCCAAAAGAUAAACAGCCUAUAAUUGCAAUUCAUGGAUGGCAAGAUAAUGCUGGGACUUUUGAUCCUUUAAUUGAAUUACUACCAAAAGAUUUAUCUAUUUUAUGUAUAGAUCUACCAGGACAUGGACGAUCUUCUCAUAUUCCCUUGGGUUUGCCUUAUUAUAUAUUUUGGGAUGGCCUAGCUAUUUUAAGAAGAAUAGUGAGACAUUAUAAUUGGAGAAAAGUUUCUAUUAUGGGCCAUUCGUUGGGUGCAGCUAUUGGAUUUUUAUAUGCAGCAUCGUACCCUGAUGAUACAGAAAUGUUGAUAUCUAUUGACACAGUAGCGCCAGUAAUUUUUGAUCCUAGUGAAAUUGUUAAAAAUACAGGACCAAAUGUUGAUAAACUCAUAUAUUACGAUGCAUUAGGAGUUGAUAAAAUGCCUUCUUACAAAUAUUCAGAUAUGAUUGAUUUAGUGGUUGAUGGACAUCAUGGUACAUUGACUCGCAAAUCUUGUGAAAUACUUAUGAGACGUGGCAUGUAUCAUGUUAAAGAUAACAAAUAUUUGUUUUCAAGAGAUAUACGUCUUAAGGUUGCGUGGAUGGGUUUACCAUCUCUAGACGUAGUAAUAGCAUUCGCUGGUCAAAUAACAUGUCGCUAUAUGAAUAUCAAAGCUAAACCAUACAGAUCAUUAGAUAACUGGCCAGUCUAUUCACAAGUUUUGGAAAUAAUAAAAAUGAAUGCAAAAGACUUUGUUUUUAAGGAAUAUGAUGGUACUCAUCACUUACAUCUCAAUAAUCCAGAGUGUUUAGCUUCAGAUGUUGCAAAAUUCAUUCAACAGCCUAACAGCGCAUCACUGUGAUAUUAUAUUAUAUCAUAUUAUAACAUGUCAACAGGUUUGCUUUACCAUCAUUUGACAUUACAAACGAAUUUGCAAAACAGAUUCGUUGUCGUUACUUAAUGAUCAAAGCAGUUCCGGGUAGGGUGCGUGAUAAUUGGUCACUUUUUCAAAGUAUAUUAGAAACGAUAAAACAAUCUACAAGCGAUUUUAAUUACGUAGAAGUUGAAGGGUCUCAUCAUGUACAUUUAAAUGACGCUUCAAAAGUUGUUCCACACAUCUUAAAUUUUUUUUAAAAUGUUUCUUGUCAGUAAUUUGUAAUUUUAGUUAUAUAUUAUAGGUACAAUAGUGAACAAGUAUAUAAAUGCAUACACCUAAUUAUAAUAUAUUAUACAUUAAAUGCAAUAAACGAUCGUGGAUGGUUACUGAAA
This is a messenger RNA of Acyrthosiphon pisum (pea aphid), 1633 nucleotides long. It is a transcript of the gene kraken, whose product is annotated as serine hydrolase like 2 kraken. The coding region runs from base 306 to 1226 and encodes 306 amino acids. Gene Ontology annotation, cellular component: membrane. The transcript is spliced from 7 exons. Lineage: Eukaryota; Metazoa; Arthropoda; Insecta; Hemiptera; Aphididae. The record is from RefSeq and is a predicted model, not a curated record.